This is a messenger RNA of Cucumis sativus (cucumber), 2580 nucleotides long. Its product is annotated as RNA-binding protein with multiple splicing 2. The record is from RefSeq and is a predicted model, not a curated record. The transcript has 9 exons. The coding region runs from base 284 to 1291 and encodes 335 amino acids. Lineage: Eukaryota; Viridiplantae; Streptophyta; Magnoliopsida; Cucurbitales; Cucurbitaceae. Gene Ontology annotation, molecular function: mRNA binding.
UUGUGCUGGCGGGCAGUAGUUGGACCAUAGUGUUUUAAUAUAAGGCCCAACGGCGGAGGACAACUCACAAUGCUUUGGCGCGCAGGGCGGCGUUUUUUAUCCUCUUCUUAGGUUUUCCGCCGGGAACUUCCAAAUCCGUAUCGCAGCACACUCAAGAACUCCAAGAAAUUCACCAUUAUUGUCAAUACGAAGAACAAGAAGAAGUUGAAUUGAAACCCACUAAUUUGGUUGUUUCAAUACUCCAUUCUUGCUUCCUCCUCCUCCUUUUCACUCCUUUUUACGCAUGGCCGGUACUGGAAUCCACCCGUACCACCAGCAAUGGCCUGCCGCCGCCGCCGCCCCUCCUCCUCCUCCUCCACAAGCCGCUGCCGCUGCUCCCCCUCCUAUUCCCCACCCCCAUCCACCUCAGAUCCUCGUCGACAACCCCGGCCGCCAUGCCUCUGAUGAGGUUCGAACUAUAUUUAUAACAGGGCUUCCUGAAGAUGUAAAAGAGAGAGAGCUACAGAAUCUUCUCAGAUGGUUACCUGGUUACGAGGCUUCACAAGUGAAUUUCAAAGGUGAAAAGCCUAUGGGCUUUGCGCUCUUCUCCAAUGCCCAGUUUGCUAUUGCUGCGAAAGAUGCCCUCCAGGAUAUGGUUUUUGAUGCGGAGUCUAAGUCAGUGUUGCAUACUGAGAUGGCCAAGAAAAAUCUAUUUGUUAAACGAGGCAUUGUUGCUGAUGCGAGUGUUUACGACCAAAGUAAGCGAUUGAGAACAGGUGGUGACUAUGCCCACACUGGAUAUUCAAGUCCAUCACCUUUUCAUGCCCCUCCACCCCCUAUUUGGGGGCCUCAUGGGUAUAUGGCUCCACCACCUCCUCCAUAUGAUCCUUAUGGAGGUUACCCCGUUCCUCCUGUACCUAUGCCUGCUCCUGCUCCUGUACCAGCACCUAGCAGCUAUGUGCCUGUUCAGAACACUAAAGAUAAUCCUCCUUGCAACACCCUGUUUAUUGGCAAUCUAGGGGAAAAUGUAAAUGAGGAGGAACUCAGAGGUCUUUUUAGCGUACAACCUGGAUUUAAGCAAAUGAAGAUUCUGAGGCAGGAAAGGCACACGGUCUGCUUCAUUGAGUUUGAAGACGUGAAUAACGCCACCAAUGUGCAUCAUAGUUUGCAGGGUGCUGUUAUCCCUAGUUCCGGCUCUGUGGGCAUGAGAAUACAAUUUUCAAAGAACCCGUUUGGGAAACGGAAGGAUGCUGCCUACCCUGUUUCUGCUCCUGGCGUGAACGGAACUCCACAAGCUAUGGCAUACCAAUAGCAUGAAGGGGAUGUACUCUGUUCUUUUUGCUCCAACAAAUUCAAGCACUAGAUGAUAAGAUGCAUCUUGCAGCAGUUGCAUGCAUCCAUGAUCCAUUUCAUAUCAAGUCAUCAGCAUUUUCAUCUCCAUGGGAAUGAAUGAAUUGCUCAUUUUGGUGUCACAAACAUUCCAUUUGGAAGCAUGCUACUGUAGCACUUAUUUGUUACAUGCAUUUAUUUUUCAGUACCUGAGAAAAAUUUAAGUAGCUGGAUUACAUAGUAGGGCCUCAGAUAUUAUUAUCAUUUGUAGGAUGUGUGCUGUGCAUUAGUCCUAUUCUAUCUAUAUUGUUUGUGUAUGAGUAAGUAGCUAUUUAUUUAAAUGGAUUUCCUCGUUUAUUUAGAGCAUUCACAUAUAAAAGUUCAGUCACUUCAUCUCACCUGGCGCAAUUUCAAUUCAGGAGUUCCCAUAUCAUGGUGUCACUCUAGUAGGAAUGUAGGGCAAGUAGGCCACCAAACAAUUCAUCACGCCAUUACUUUAUUUUUCCAUUAACAUUCCCAUAAUCAUCACGACCACAUCAUACUUGGCCAGCAAUCAAUUCAUGGUGAAGUAUUCGCAUUGAGGGCUUGUUUGGAUUAACUUUCCAAGUGCUUAAAAUAUAUUUUUUGUCCACUUAGAAAGUCAAUCCAAACGGAUCCAAGACCAUUUCUUAAGCAUGGAAAUACAUAGUGGCAUUUACAUACAGGAUUGAAGUAUGAAUUGACCAGGCUACUAUCCAUUUGAGGUCCAGUUUCAGGUGCUAUCUGAAGUUUCUUUUCCCAGCAUUCAGGAAGGCUUCAAAUGCAUGGAGGUGAAUUGAACAUUGAUUAAGGGCGGAAGUGGAGAAGCGUUUAAUCCCCCCCUCCCCCAAAAACAUAAUUACUUGAACUGAAGCAACAACAGCACAAAAUUAUACAGGCCACAGGACUAUGAUUCAAAGAACCAGUUCGAGCCAUCUACUCGUCAUUGGCGAGUUUGCUGGAUGUAUCCAACUCGCUACAAAACUUGAGUGUGCAUGUUGGCUUGGCUAUGGUGGGCAUCAUAGUGGUGGGAUUGGUAGAAGUGAUUUGUUUGAUCAAGAUAUUAACUUAUUCUCAAUCAGGAUGGCUUUGUAGUGCUUUCAUGGAGUUGUCAUAUUUUUAAACUUCUACCUUGUUAGUGUUUUAGAACUGUUUCGUCGUUCCAAUCUCCUCCUACACAUAAUUAAGAGUUCCUUUAUGAAGUUAACGGACUUAUCUAUGGAAAGAUGAAAUGAAAAUAGGUGUGAUUCGUUC